AUGUCGGCUGACCUUGUCACCGUUCUCGCCGAAGGCACGUUCGAGGAGCAGAUCGUCGAGGUCUCGGCGUUCCUCUCGCGCUCGCAGGCCGAGGCUUCGCGCAACGACUUUAUCCAGCGCUUCCAGCAGCUCGCGCUCGAGGCUGAGCCGGCUGCACCCGCCGCCGCCGCCGACGCCGCCGAGGGUGCGGCCGUGUCGUCGUCCGACGCGGGCAAGAAGAAGCAGACCGUCCAGCAGCUGGUUUCGGAAGUCAGGUCGCUUGGCGAGGGCACCGACCGCGAGCUGGAGGGUGUGUACAACCUGCUCGCCUCGCUCAUCACCUCGACGUUCGGCGACGAUGCGGCGCAGUCCGCACAGCUGCUCAGCACGCUCGUCGGCGCCGUCGGCAAGGAGGGCGCGGCGGACAAGAACAACGUGAGGUAUCGCAUCCUGUCCAACCUGUUCAACAGCCUGCCUGCGACGUCGGCGCAGCGUCUGGGCAUCUUCAACGCGCUGCUGGCGCUCGCGGCUGCCAACGACGAUCUGGACUACCUCACCUCGUCGCUCACCGCGCUGCCGCAGUGGCUGUCGCAGUGGGAGGUGUCCGAGGCCGACAAGGCGGCGUGCCUCGAGUCGGUGGCCAAGGCGCUCGAGGGCGCCGAGAAGGAGCACGGCCAGACCAACAAGGCGUAUCAGUUCCUGCUGCUCCACCUGCGCUUCAUCAGCAACAGCGCCGGCGGUGCCGACACCAAGCAGGCUGCCGAGCGCACCGUGGCUGCGGCGCUGCGUCUGCCCAAGCUGUACGAGUUCGAGGAGCUCAUGCAGAUCAAGGCGGUGCUGGCCCUCAACGGCACGCCCGUAUUCGAGCUGCUCAAGAUCUUUGUCGGCGGCAAUGCCAAGGACUUUGCGGCGUGGAACAAGGCCAACGGCGCCGAGCUGGCACGACUGGGACUCGACCACGACCAGCUGGUGCACAAGAUGCGUCUGCUCGACUUGGCGGAUCUGUGUGCGCUGUCGGUGUCGUCGGAUGUGGCGUACGCCGACAUUGCCAAGACGCUCGAGGUGGGUGCGGACGAGGUGGAGGUGUGGGUCAUCGAUGUCAUCCGCGCCGGUCUGGUGUCCGGCAAGCUGAGCCAGGUCAACGAGGCGUUCCGCGUGUACAAGAGCACGCACCGCCAGUUUGGAAAGCCGCAGUGGCAGCAGCUCGAGGCGCGUCUGGUGCAGUGGCACACGAGCAUCGCCAACAUCAUCGACACCAUCGCCGCCACCCGCGGCGGCAAGCUCCCCGACGCCAUCGCCGACACUGCCGUCCAGGCAUAA
Molecule: messenger RNA, 1299 nt
Organism: Moesziomyces antarcticus
Lineage: Eukaryota; Fungi; Basidiomycota; Ustilaginomycetes; Ustilaginales; Ustilaginaceae
Product: PCI-domain-containing protein
Exons: 1
Coding region: 1-1299 (432 amino acids)
Biological process (GO): cytoplasmic translational initiation
Cellular component (GO): eukaryotic translation initiation factor 3 complex; cytoplasm
Molecular function (GO): translation initiation factor activity
Source: RefSeq, a predicted model, not a curated record